Messenger RNA from Pelodiscus sinensis (Chinese soft-shelled turtle), 1160 nucleotides. Lineage: Eukaryota; Metazoa; Chordata; Testudines; Trionychidae. The record is from RefSeq and is a predicted model, not a curated record.
GUGACAGGGCCCAAAGGCAGGCACAGAGGAAAGUGGAAGAGAGAAAAAAGGAAGGAAAGAGGGAAAAGAAUGGAGUUUGAAGUACAGGGAUUUGGGAGGGCAGGUCCCCUUUGGGACUACCUGCUCUCUUCUGCAAAGCCACCAAUGGGGCUUCUCCCUGAGAGAAUGCACUAGGUCAUUCUUGGCUCCUUACAGCUGGGCUCCCAGUCCCCAGCACAGCACUGAAUUGACAGAGCUGGGGCAAGCAGGCAAGAAAAGCAAUGAGGAGUUGCAUUACUGCAGCCCUGCAAAACCCAAAGCUCCUGUCUCAGCCUUGUGAUAUUUAAGUCAAUUUAAUUAAUUUUUGGCGGUGUCUUGCUCAUGUUUGGUAAUGUUUAGAGUUGGCAAUACUGGUAUGGGUUUUUUUUAACUAAAACAUCUAUUGUAUUACUAAUGAAUUUUAACUGGAAGGCAUCAUGGAAACACUGGAUUUUAAGGUAGGAUUGAUGCAGAGCCCUAUGACUCAGGAACUCUGAUCUCAUUAAAAUCCAGAAACCACAGAGCCAGGCGUUCAGUGCAUGCCAAGAUGAAACAUUAGCGGUAGCUGAGCUGAAAAGGGAGAUAGAGGGCUAUAGCAAUAUCAGAAGACAACUCACAGCAAAAUGAUAUCUGACCGAGAAACAAAUGCACAUCAAAGUAGCCAGGUGGAGUUAAUGAGUUUACAAACAGAAGAAAUUAUCAAGAAAAAAACACUUCUGAAAUACAAGAUAAUAUGUGGUGUUCUUCUAGUUGCUUUGGUGGUUGUAUCACUUGGACUAGGUUUGGGAUUAGGACUAAAACAUGAAGAUCAAGUGCAAGUCAGCUGCAGAAACAGAUGUAAUGAGCCAUUUAGUAAAAAGGGCCAGAGCUGUGGGUGUGACAAUGGCUGUAAAGAGCUUCAAAACUGCUGCUGGGAUUAUGAGACUACCUGCUUGGAACCAACUCAGAUAUGGACAUGCACUAAUUUCCGUUGUGGUGAGACACGGAUAACUGGAAGCCACUGUUCUUGUUCUGGAGACUGCUUGGAGAAAAAAGAUUGCUGUGUAGACUACAAAAGCGUUUGCAAAGGAGAAAUGCCUUGGGUGAAAGAAACAUGCCCGUCACUUCACACCUCUCAGUGCCCAGAAGGGUAGGAUGAUUUG